AUGACUAUGGAGAUGGGAAGCAGGCCGCCGAAGAGGCGUCUCAGAUCGAUGUCUUCCGGUGGACUUUAUUUGCUACUUUUGUCUUCACUGCUGGUCUUCGUUUAUUUGAAUGUCUACAGUAACAUGCCAAUAAUCGUUGUGCCCAAGCAACAAAAGGUCCUCUCCGAGCAAAUAUAUCAGAAUAAGCUAGGGACAGUAGCGGAUACAUUCCGUCCCCGCCUUGAGCUUCAUGCGGAAAACCACAUUUUCCGGGAGCCUCUCGUUCAUCACUACACUUGGCAUGUGACAAAGGCAUAUCGACGCCCAGAUGGUGUGAAGAAAGAGGUAUACCUGAUUAAUGGCUUACUACCUGGCCCUACAAUUGAGGCCAGAGCAGGAGAUACUCUGGUAAUCACUGUGGAGAAUCAUUUGAAAGAUGAAGUCUUGUCAAUCCACUGGCAUGGUAUUCACAUAAGAAACUCCAUGGACGGUGUCCCCGGGGUGACCCAGUGUCCCAUCGAACCGGAAGCCAGUUUCACAUACAACUUCACUAUCCCUAAUGAUCAGAAUGGCACAUUUUGGUAUCAUGCUCAUACAGACCUUCAGAGAGCAGAUGGGCUAUAUGGAGGGCUCAUUGUUCAUGCUCCCUAUCAGACGUUAGAAGACCAAAAGCUUUCAAAUGGUGAAAACGCCACAGACAAUGACCGUUUCGACUACGAGAAGGAACUCCUGCUCCUCAUUGGUGACUGGUAUCAUCAACCUGCGCAAGAAGCCAAGUCGCACUACAUGAGCGCUGCUUCAUUUGGAAGCGAGCCUGUGCCAGAUUCCCUUCUGAUCAACGGUAUUGGGCAAUUUGAUUGUGAUAUGGCUGUGCCAGCUCGUCCGUUAGACUGUAUUCAACAACAUGCAAACACGUCCUUUUUAAACAUAGAUAGGCGCUUCUCCUAUCGCAUUCGCGUUGUCAACACAGGCUCUCUCGCUGGAUUCACACUGCAGUUCUCGCAGGAAACUCUGGAAGUAAUCCAUCUUGACAGCAGUGAAGUUAGGCGGGAAAAGACGAAGAAUAUCCAAUCCGCUGGAAUUCUAUAUCCUGGCCAACGAGUAGACUUUGUUCUACGUUCAGACCGACGGGUGGCUCAGGAUAGCCCCUCUUGUAUGACCGUUAUUUUGGAUAAAUCAGGUUUUCGGCGCCCUAAUUUUGCAUUAACCGCGAUUCAAUCGUUUGGAAUCAAUCAGAACUGUUGUUCCACCAACCUGUCCAUUAGGAAUGAUGAGAUAACGCAUUUGCAGCAUGUUGAUCUCGAAAACAUUUCCUCGUCGCCAUCCGUCUUGUCUGCGCUUCCCACAAAGUCUCAGCAAACUCAUGUUGUUUAUACCAAGAUCCAAAUGCUAGCUAUUAACGCCAACAUGCCAUGGGGUUAUUUCAACCAUUCAUCCUGGCGACCUCAGAAAGAACCACCAUACCCUCUGAUCAGUCUGCCUCGCAACCAAUGGGACGAGAAUCAAUUUUCCUUUUCAACAUAUACUGACCCUGUCUGGGUUGACUUAAUUGUUAACAAUUUAGAUGAUAGUAGUCAUCCAUUCCAUCUUCAUGGUCACCACUUUUUCGUCCUCCAUGUCUACAAAGCUCUUCUUGGCUGGGGCUCAUACAACCCAUUCAAAGACGCUGUGCCCCCCGGUAUUUCUGUACCUCCCAUGGUCACACAUGACAGUGAAAAUUCGAACCCCGAUCUUCAGGAUGUUGGAUUUUAUGAUUUGGAUCACGCGAUUCUCCGAGAUACUGUCCAAAUACCAAGUCGUGGGUAUGCAGUACUGCGCUUCCGCGCGGAUAAUCCUGGGGUUUGGCUUUUCCACUGCCACAUAAGUUGGCAUUUAUCAGGUGGAAUGGCCAUGAUUGCAGAUAUAAUGGGCGAUGUGGCGGGAGAAGAGCCUCACGAUCAUUUUGGAUCCAAUGAAUCUUGUCAAUAUAGCAUGUGA
This is a messenger RNA of Penicillium pulvis, 1956 nucleotides long. RefSeq lists its product as uncharacterized. The coding region runs from base 1 to 1956 and encodes 651 amino acids. Gene Ontology annotation, molecular function: copper ion binding; oxidoreductase activity. Lineage: Eukaryota; Fungi; Ascomycota; Eurotiomycetes; Eurotiales; Aspergillaceae. The record is from RefSeq and is a predicted model, not a curated record. The transcript has 7 exons.